Molecule: messenger RNA, 702 nt
Organism: Triticum dicoccoides
Lineage: Eukaryota; Viridiplantae; Streptophyta; Magnoliopsida; Poales; Poaceae
Product: vacuolar protein sorting-associated protein 25-like
Exons: 10
Coding region: 1-702 (233 amino acids)
Biological process (GO): protein transport to vacuole involved in ubiquitin-dependent protein catabolic process via the multivesicular body sorting pathway
Cellular component (GO): ESCRT II complex
Molecular function (GO): protein homodimerization activity; structural molecule activity
Source: RefSeq, a predicted model, not a curated record
AUGCAGAGGCCGGUGGAUUUCAAGCUCCCCCACUUUUUCAACUACCCACCCUACUUUACCUUGCAGACUGUGAGAGAAACACGUGAAAAGCAAGUGCAGCUAUGGAAAGAGCUAAUACUUGAUUACUGUAGAAGUCAAAAGAUGUAUAUAAUCUCCCUGGAAGAAGAUUUUCCCUUGUUCUCCAAUCCAAAGAUUGAGAGAUCUCUAAGCUAUGAAGCAAAGGAAGCGUUCCUUGCAGCUCUUGUUAGUGAAGGUCGCGCAGAGUGGAUUGACAAAGGUCACAAGAAGUGUCUCAUCCUUUGGCUGCAGAUUCAAGAUUGGGCUAACUACAUAUUAGACUUUGUAAAGGAAAAUGGGUUGGAAGUGUUGGAAGUAACAACAAUCGAAGAUAUACGCUCUGGAAUUGAAACACAUGGGGCCGCAUGUGUUGCGGAACUUGUGGGAAUUGAUCGCGGUGUCCUCAUGCGAGCUUUGAGGCUGUUGGAACAAAAGGGAAAGGUAGUUAUCUUUAAAGGCACUUCAACAGACGAUAAGGUGUCUGCAAAGAGUGUUGAGCUGUAUGACAGGAUGCGGAGGGUGCAGAUGAUGGAACCUGAUGAGUUCACCUACUUUGGCCUGCUGAUGGCAUGUGGCCAUGCCAGGAUGCUGGAGGAGGGGGUGCAUUUCUUCGAGGAGAAUGCGUUCCAAGUCAUCAAGGCAUAA